Messenger RNA from Rotaria socialis, 510 nucleotides. The record is from the annotation of a GenBank genome assembly. Lineage: Eukaryota; Metazoa; Rotifera; Eurotatoria; Philodinida; Philodinidae.
AUGGUUACUCGUCGCCGGCACGAUCUAAUUAGUCCAAGUUUUUGUUCCUCAUGUACAUCAGCGACUAGUAAUCUUCGUUGGAGCGAACUAUCGUCGGGAUCAUUAUUUAGUCCGCCAUCAAUAUCGUUUCAAAGACCAAUAUUAAAAUCUGCUCGGCGUUAUAUAUUACCGACAGUUCCACCCGCUUGGUCACCUAUAUCUCCGAUUUCACAUCAAGCUCAUCUUCGUGAUUUUUGUUUACCACUACCAGAACCGUCACCACCAGUCGAUGUUUUGAAACGAUCAUCAUUGAGUUCAUGUUCGCCAUCAUUAGUUAAAUUUAGUCGAGCUAGUAUAAAACAACAUGCAUCCGUAUCAACAAGUACUACAGCACUGCCAGAAACAGUGAACCCUGCAAAUUCCUUACAUCCAACAACGACAUUUCUGACUGUCAAUGGAAUUAAAGCAAAUUAUCAUCAGCAUCAACAUCAUUAUCAUCAUCAUCAACAUCAUUAUCGGCAGACACGGUAA